AGGCCUGGGCACGAACCUCUUUGUUCAACGGCUCGCCGUGUUCACAUCCAACCUGCUGCCCCUCACUCCCCUUGCUGACCUGCAUAUUCACCAGAACUGGCUGUAUGGCACAAUUCCCACCGCCCUCAUUGCCCUUCCCAACCUCUACUGGAU
This is a messenger RNA of Closterium sp. Yama58-4, 153 nucleotides long. The record is from the annotation of a GenBank genome assembly. Lineage: Eukaryota; Viridiplantae; Streptophyta; Zygnematophyceae; Desmidiales; Closteriaceae.